Aureobasidium vineae is the source of this 972-nucleotide messenger RNA. The record is from the annotation of a GenBank genome assembly. NCBI's taxonomy places the organism in Eukaryota, Fungi, Ascomycota, Dothideomycetes, Dothideales, Saccotheciaceae.
AUGGAUGCCCAGGAAGCUGAACAAGAUUCUGGCGUCGAUGAGUCCAGCCAAUCCGAAUGCUCAGAGACUACGUCUACCUCGGAACUACCGGCCGAGAUAUAUGAUCCCUUUGGCGACUUGAGUCCCUCGGAACGCUCUGAAAUCAUUUCCAAGGCUCUUGCCCGAUAUGAGCAACGGAUGAAGAACGACAACGAGCGCAUCCUCAAGCGCGUACUGGACACCAUUGCAAAGACCGACGGCACCGAAGAACUCCAUCUCGACAUGCUAGCAACACACUUGGACAGACACACAACUAGAAGACUUGAAGCCAGGACUCGUACCGACGCACUCGAGAACACCACUGAGGACUGGGAUCCCAACAUUACUCGACUCAGCGACUUUACCUCGGAGGACGGGGCNCUGGCUUCGUGGCCAGAUUCCGAGAAACUACCGGACCACCUCACAGGCUUCUUGGACGAUCUCGAACUUGCCGUGCGCAACAAUGCAUCCAGGGAGCUGUUGGGGGAUGCCGCAGUAGACAACCUGCAACUCCCUGCUGAGUUUGUAGAGUUCAGCAAACAAUGUGGAGGGUUGUGGUAUGCCAAUUACGAGCGCGAAAGCUUCUACUGUGAUUUUGCUUCACAACAUUACCAGCCUGAUGAACUUGCACAGCCAUUGGAUAAGAUAACGGAAUGGUCUGGCGGAAGGUACGACUUCGAAUUCGCGGCAGGUUGGCUAGCGGGCAAAAACUACUACCAUUGCGUCAUCUACUAUGCUCUAUGCCAACGUCUCGAUGAGCCAGAUGAACCCUGGCGAUGGAGAGUUUUCGUAAACAACUGGGAGUGUCCUGACUGGCAAGGGCCUUUUGACGACCUCUUUGGGUUUCUGGACUGGUAUUGCAGCAGGUACGAUCAAGUGCCUUGGGACAGCGUACAGUACAGCAUCGAGAGUAUUCAUUGGAAGUGCAAAGAAGCCUUUGAGGAAGAAGAAUAG